GUGGCUGAAUUGUGUGAUUCGUUCUGGUGCGCAUCCCCUUGGGUGGGAUAACCGUGCGUCUGACUCGGGACACCUCGCUCUACUUGGCAGCAUUUCCUAUGCCUGUUGACGCGCCGGCGUGUCCACCGCUGACCUGCCGGUGUCGCAUGCGCGACAUGAGCGAGACACCGAUGGCUCGCGCGUCCGAUUUCGGGACCGGAUAUUUGUCGGCUGUGAACGGAAGAAAACGACGAGAAGUGGUCAAAAGAUGUUGGCGACGCUGGCAUUGCGACUGCUACUUUGCCGUUCUCGCGUUCCACCUCAAAGCGGACCAAGGGACGAUACGAAACAUGGGACGCGCGCGAGAAAUUGACGUUUGUGUUGUGGCCGUCGGACUGAGUCUACGCGAGAAGCACACCCGUCUUCGAAGCGUCUAAUAACGGUGCCAGUCACGGCCUCUCUUAGCCGAUUCGCUCACCGCACUGCCGUCCCCCGUCUCGUAUCGAUCAUCUCCAGCGGGCUCUGUGCGCAGUGAGACCGCGGUCGAAAGAUGACAUGCAAGGCAACGACGCGCCGACUAUCACCUCUAAACUCUACCAGGGCAUCUUGGCCGUGAAGAGGGUGUUCGAGAUCCUGAAGUUCAAUGAGCCAGAUGAAGCCUACAUCACCGAGGACAUGCGCGACAAGGCGUACAACAUCUGCCGCGAGUUCCUGAGCGGCACGUGGAAAAGCAUCUCGAGCCGGGACAUGGUGUUCAAGUCCGUGAGUGGUGGCCUGAGCAACCUCCUGUACUACUGCUCUCUGCCCGAGACGCACACGCCCCUGUACGGCGAGCCCAGCCAGGUGCUGAUGCGCAUGUAUGGCCAGAUCCCCAGCGAGGGCAGUGACACCACCGUCACCGAGAGCGUCAUCUGUACUCUGCUGUCGGAGCGAAACCUGGGGCCCAAGCUCUACGGGGUCUUCCCGGGAGGACGCCUUGAGGAAUACAUUCCUGCGCGGGCAUUGACGCUCCAGCAGUUGAAGGACCCGGAAAUAUCACUGCUUAUUGCAAAAAAGUUGGCAAGGGUCCAUGUAUUGCAAGCCCCCUUGGUCAAGGAGCCCACCUGGCUUUUCAACAACAUGAACAGGUGGCUCAAGUAUGCACACUCCAUCAAGGUGGACACUGUGCCCAUUAAGCAGCAGACUAUGGCUGUCAAGCUGCUCACAACUGACCUUGCAGGUGAAAUCAACUGGCUGAAGGAGUUCUUGGGAAAGAUCGAGUCUCCGAUUAUGUUUUGCCACAAUGACCUUCAGGAAGGAAACAUUCUUUUCAUGGAUGCUCCAGGACCUAAGGAAGAGAACAUGGUGUUCAUUGAUUACGAGUACUGUGCCUACAACUAUAGGGGCUUUGACAUAGCAAACCACUUUUGCGAAUGGAUGUACGACUACUCUUACCCUGAGCAUCCUUACUUCAAGUCCCAGCCUGGAGACUAUCCAUCUGUAGCGCAUCAGCGGCUGUUCAUUGAGCGAUACCUGACCACAUACAUGAAGUGCCAGGAGAUGACGACUGAGCCUAAGCAGCCACCAAACCUUUGCACCGUAGAUUAUGUGCUCCAUGAGGCACGCGUCUUUGCGCUGGCCUCUCACCUCUUCUGGACUCUCUGGAGCAUUUUCAACGCUCACACGUCGAAGAUCAAGUUCGGCUAUUGGGAGUAUGGCCAGGCACGUCUUGAUGCGUUCUUCGCACUGAAGUGCAAACUGCUCCAUGGAAACGAUACGCCAGAAGUGGCACUUUCCCCCAACCAUACAUCACAGAGGGUUGUCAAUACGUAGGGCAACAGCGAGCAGCCGUCUCCUGGAUGCCUGCUUUAAAUCCUCUCCUCAUUGGUGCAUUCAAGGUGUGCGCAAUGACUGAGCAACGCCGAAGACUUCCAUUGCAUCCACUACCUUCACAGUGCAAAUCCCAAACCAAGUCUCUUAAGCUUCCUGAACAAGAGAAUGGCUGAUGUUUCAUGUCGUGGCUAGGCAUGUUCGACGAGUCUGAACUGCUCUAUCAUGUGCUGUGUGCGCUUUGCUGGCAAGGCUUUCACCAGGCUAACAUGAAAGAGACUUGUCUCGAGUGUCUGGCCAUUUCACAUCUGUCCUUUCAUAUUUGGUAUGGGUUUGUGUGCUUGUAUGAAUAGACCAAAGGGACCCGGUACCUUUCUUCCUUUUUUGUUGCGUUUGAAAUUUGUGAGAAAAGAGCUUCACUACGGGCACUUUGCUCAUGUCCAUGUGCCACUGUGAAGACAAUGUGUGGUGACGAAACAUUUCACCAGUGUCCUCCUAUUUUUGUGGAAGUGAACUGAACAUGUUUCUUCCACAGACAGUGCUGCUGCCAUUCUGCAGGGGGAGUGUGUCUUCAGCACCAGUUUGGGUGAACUGUGCUGUUCGAACACACUCAAUCCUGGCUGCAAACCAUUUGUACUCGGGAGGCAAGUGUCUUGCUGCCCCUUCUUGUGUCUUAGCUGGGCUCUCCCAGAGCCAUCGUUGCAUUUCACUGUUGUUCCUCAAGUGUGCUUGGAAGUGGCCUCGGAGAGGUGUUUGUGCGUGGGAAAGCACUGGGUGUGCCUUACUAAAAGUGCUGAGUAAAGUUCCCGUGAUGGGAGUGUGAAGGAGUCUGUAGGAAAGCUACAAAGGUGACAGGUGCCACACUUCAACACAUUUUUUUUUUCUUUUUUUGCCUCUAAAGGAGCUUAAAAAGGUGCUACUACACGCACUGUACAUUGCAGUGCUAGUGGAAGCAUAAUGGGUCAGCACUGUAGUAAAGCUCCUGCGGUCUUUGGGCAAAGGAGCAAAAAUGCCUUUAGCGUGCAUUAUGUGCUGCCUUUAUCUGACAAUACCUUGCACGGUGCUCUCUUAUGAAAGUGAUGCACCUUUUGAGGUGUGCGGGUGCGAAAAGCAAAAGGGUCAUUGUGCUAAGCUCUUACCACAUAUGCUAUGUACUACAUGGUUUAAAUUGUGAGGUGCAGUUUGUCUGCUUGUGACGGGACACCUUGUCAUACAUGACUUGUAUUGUGGUUCUCAACAGCCUUAGGUCAUCGCAUAAAAAUUGGGUUUUAUAAAUACUGGACCCAAAACUAGCACGGGCCACCUGCCCUGCAAACAAGAAAAGCCCAGGGUGCAAGCCAUUUCUUUCCACUAUUUAUGAAGCUCUAUGUGGCUGGAGCACAAUACUAUGCUCCAUUGACUCUCUGUGCUACUUGUAGUAUUUUGGUGCCUCAACAGUGGCCAUCGUACUAGAGUAUGCGUUCCUUUUAACAUGCAGUGUGGGUUAGUUUUCCGUCUCUAAGUGUAUGUGCAUGCAAGUGUUGCUGACAGGACCGGAACAGGCGGCACUUGUAGGUGACAAAAGCGCAUUUUUGUGUCUUGUUUUUGCGAGUCAGCUGUACAAGAUUGCCGUGCAAGCUUCUUCUACAUUGCACAGGGCUGCUGACUCAACAGAAUUGAGCAUAAUGCUUUAAGCAAAAAAGAGACAGUGAAUGUGAGAAGCACCGGAUCACUAAAAGAAACAAGAAUGGUGCUCUAGUCAUUGCAUUUUUCUUUUUAUGACAGUUUGUUUUUCCCUCCCACCAAAGUUAACGAGCGAAAAAGCUGACUGGGCUUUCCUUUUCCCAAUUGGAGGGAUGGUUUUGUCCCAGCUGCUUUGACCACUGCCCACAUUCCACCGAUUGUCGACACUGAAGCCCGAGUUUUAUAUACGGGGUGCCAGGAGCAUGCUCCUAAAGCCCCAUCAGAUCCACUUGGUGCAAACUGCCACCUUAUCAUUUGCACAACAGAAGUUGUGUUUGGGUGACCAUCAGGAAAAAGAACAUCCGGCAUGCUUUUGAGGAGUACAGUUAAUGUUUUUGCUGCAGAAUGGUGAGGGCUGGAAUGAGAUGUAUUAUUAAAUGCUGAAGUUGCUCGCCAUGUGUGAGCAAGGGAGAUUCGAACUAUUACAUCUGCUGCAUUUGUUGUUCUAGUACUGAUUAGGUGUUCCUUUUCAUAUUGGACAACCCUAUAUUGUAUAAAAUUACAUCUGAUGUAUACAAGACAAAAAUGAGAACAGUAUUUAGGUGGUUUGCAUUAGCAUCAGAUUGCUUGUUUAAUGCAUGAUAUUUGAUAGAUGUGCUAUGCAUAGCUUGCUUCUAGUUGAACUGAUUGAUGCCACGUGCCCUUGCCGUUUUUUUUUCUUCUUUUUCACAUUUAGACACAUCUUCACACUUGAAGGAAACCUACUGCCACUUUCAGUGUUAUUUUUCAGGUGCAGUGCUUUGGUCUAGCACGUUGUGCUGCUCUUUCUGAGUUGAAUGUUCCUGCGUGUUCUCAAUGUUUUGGCAGCAUUUAAUUAGCGGGAGACUUGAGGUUGCUAAUAGCUUCAAAGAGUAGCAUCCUUCAAGGUCCGUGUGUUGCAUGUUUUUAAGCAUUGCUGUGCAAUUUCGUUUCUCCCUUUCCUGCUUACUCAAGUGCAAUGUUUUUGUGAUUAAUUUAUGUACUGCAGCUGAUGUGUCACUUCAACAACUAAGAAUCCUGUUCACCAUACAGGUGUGGAGUUGUUCAAGACAAAGCCCAUAAUAGUGCUGGGAAGGACCACUUGCAGAUGAAUUUUUUCCCCCUUCCUGCCUGGAAACUGCAGUUUCUAUCUGUGUCACACAUUUCUGAGUUUGGUACUACUCAUGACCUAGUCUCCCAGACUGAACUAUUUUUUAGCUUUUCACACGAGCUCUCUUGAUGUACACUGUGAUGUGUCUGUAAAUAAAGGUGAUACUGUGAUUUA
Dermacentor albipictus is the source of this 4753-nucleotide messenger RNA. RefSeq names its product choline/ethanolamine kinase. NCBI's taxonomy places the organism in Eukaryota, Metazoa, Arthropoda, Arachnida, Ixodida, Ixodidae. The record is from RefSeq and is a predicted model, not a curated record. Gene Ontology annotation, molecular function: ethanolamine kinase activity; choline kinase activity. Gene Ontology annotation, cellular component: cytoplasm. Gene Ontology annotation, biological process: phosphatidylethanolamine biosynthetic process; CDP-choline pathway.